AUGACGGUUUGCAGGACACCUUCCUCCUCCUCCUCCUCCUCCUCCUGCUCCCCCCCUCUUCGCCGCCUCCCACACCUCCUCCUGGUCCUCCCUUCCUGCCUCUGGCUGCUCUCCUGCCCCGCCCAGGCGCUGUGGUUUCGGGUGGGGGUGGUGGGACCCUGGGGUUGUGACCCCCUCUUCGCCAAGGCCCUGCCCAGCGUGGCAGCGCAGCUCGCCGUCAACCGCAUCAACAGGGACGCCUCGCUGGCCUACGCCGCCACGUUCGACUACGCCGUGCUGCAGGAGCCAUGCGACACGUCCAGGGCGCUCCAGUCCUUCAUCGGGUUCCACACUAAGGCUUCGGGGUUCGUCGGACCGGCCAACCCCGGAUACUGCGACGCCGCUUCCAUGCUGAGCAAAGCCUGGAACAAAGCCUUGUUCCCUUGGGGCUGCGUGGGCUACGAGCUGGACGAUGCCCGGAGCCACCCCACCUUUGCCCGCUCCACGGCGAGGCCCACCUGGGUCCUGCUCAGCGUCAUGAGCUACUUCAGGUGGGCCCACUGCGCCGUCAUCUCCUCCUCCGAGGACGUCUGGGUGGAAACGGCCACGAGGGUGGCCGAGUCCUUGAGGAGCCACGGUCUGCCCGUCAGGCUGGUCAGCUUCAUGGAGAACACGCCUCACGGCAUCAGGAGGACUCUGGCCAAACUCCGCAAGAUGAGUGAAAUCCGAGUGGUGAUCCUCUGCAUGCACUCCGCCCUGCUGGGCGGCGAGGCCCAGCGGCUGCUGCUGGAGACGGCCUACGACAUGCAGAUGAUCGACAGCUCGCUGGUGUUCCUGCCCUACGACACGCUGCUCUACAGCCUCCCCUACCGCAACGUCACCUACCCAGCGUUCAAGAGCAACAAGAAGCUGCAGCGGGCCUACGACGCCGUGCUCACCGUCACCGUCGACUCGCCCCACACGUCUUUCUACGACGCCUACCAGGAGGCCGUGGACCGGGGCGAGGUGGCCCGGACACUGAAACCCCAGCAGGUUUCUCCUCUGUUUGGAACCAUCUACAACUCCGUGCUGUUCAUGGCUCACGCCGUGCACGGGGUCCGGGAGUCUGGCGAGUGGAUGUCCGGAGGGAACCUGGCGAGACACACCCGCAACCUCUCCUUUCAGGGUUUCAGUCACCACGUCAAGACCAGCAGUUCUGGAGUGGCCAUGUUGGAUUAUCUCAUACUGGACACAGACGGAUCAUCUUUGACGCUGAGGCCGACAUACAGGGUGGACAUGGAGGUGGGCAUGGUUCACUUCCUGGGUCUGGACAUCCACUUUCCCAAGGGCUCCGGACCAAGGAAGGAGGCGUCCUGCUGGUUCACUCCUGGAGUGAUCUGCUCAGGGGGGGUGGAUCUGUUCUUCACCAUCAGUGUGUUCUUCGGAGCGAUCGCUGCAGCUGUGUUUUCCCUCACCCUGAUUUACUGCAUCAGGAGACGCAUCCAUCAGAUCCGGCUGCUCAGAGGUCCCAACAAGAUCCUGCUCACUCUGGCCGACGUCACAUUUAUAAACCCAUCGCUGAGCAACAAGAAGAUGAGCAUGGACGACAGCAGGGUGAGCGGCGUGAAGAGCGUCUCUGAACGCAGCGUUGCCUCGAUCUCCACCCAGUCUCCCGCCACCUACGAAAACUCCAACGUUGUCAUUUUUGAGGGUGACUGGGCUUGGCUGAAGAGACUUCCUGAUGGGAUGUUUCGGAGCAUCAACCCCAAAACCAGCAUGGUGUUCGAGCUGAUGAAGGACAUGCGUCACGAGAAUGUGAACCCUUUCCUGGGCUUCUUCCAUGACUGUGGCGUGUUUGCCAUUGUCACUGAGUUCUGCUCCCGUGGCAGCCUGGAGGACCUGCUGCUGAACGAAGAUGUCAAACUGGACUGGAUGUUCAAGUCGUCUCUGCUGCUGGACCUGAUCAAGGGUAUGAAAUACCUCCACCACCGUGGAGUGUGUCACACCCGUCUGAAGUCCCGUAACUGCGUCGUGGACGGCCGAUUCGUCCUCAAACUCACAGACUACGGCUAUAACGAAGUCCUGGAGUCUCAGCGGUUCCCCUACGUCGAACCACGGCCGGAUGAAUUACUGUGGACAGCUCCAGAGAUCCUUCGAAACGGCCAGGCAGGACUUCACGGGACUCUGCCUGCUGACGUGUACAGCUUCGCAAUCAUCAUGCAGGAGGUGGUGAUCCGAGGACCGCCGUUCUGCAUGCUGGACUUGUCCGAUACAGAGAUCAUAGAGAAGCUGCGCAAGCCUCCUCCUCUGUGUCGUCCAGUGGUCAGUCCAGACUACGCUCCUCUGGAGUGCAUCCAGCUCAUGAAGCAAUGCUGGAACGAGCAGCCGGACAAGAGGCCGAGCUUUGACGAGAUCUUCGACCAGUUCAAGAACAUCAACAAAGGGAAGAAGACCAACAUCAUUGACUCCAUGCUGAGGAUGUUGGAGCAGUACUCGUCCAACCUGGAGGAGCUGAUCAGAGAGCGAACAGAGGAGCUGGAGAUCGAGAAACAGAAGACGGAAAAGCUGCUGACGCAGAUGCUUCCUCCGUCUGUGGCAGAGGCACUGAUGGUCGGUGGGGUGGUCGAGCCAGAACAUUUCGAUCAAGUGUCCCUUUACUUCAGUGACAUUGUGGGCUUCACCACCAUCUCGGCUAACAGCGAGCCCAUCGAGGUGGUCGACCUGCUCAACGACCUCUACACGCUCUUCGACGCCAUCAUAGGAAACCACGAUGUUUACAAGGUGGAGACGAUCGGCGAUGCUUAUAUGGUAGCGUCAGGUCUUCCCGUGCCGAACGGCAACCGUCACGCGGCAGAAAUCGCCAACAUGUCUCUGGACAUCCUGAGCGCGGUGGGGUCGUUUAAAAUGAGACACAUGCCCGAUGUUCCCGUGAGGAUCCGGAUAGGACUGCACACCGGUCCAUGUGUGGCAGGUGUGGUGGGCCUCACCAUGCCUCGAUACUGUCUGUUUGGAGACACGGUGACCACCGCCUCGCGCAUGGAGUCCAGCGGCAUGCCCUACCGGAUCCACGUCCACCAGAGCACAGUGAAGGUCCUGCGGGAGCUGAACCUCGGCUACAGGCUGGAGCUGAGAGGCAGGACGGAAGUCCGGGGGAAAGGCAUCGAGGAGACCUACUGGCUUGUAGGGAGAGACGGAUUCACCAAACCUCUGCCGGUUCCUCCUGAACUCAAGUCUGGGCAAAUGGCCCACGGGCUGCAGAUGGCCGAGAUAGCCCAGUACAAGAAACGGAAAGCCGAGAAACAGCAACAGGAACAACUUGCAAAGAAGAAAAACUGAGCGCUCGCAUCAGCAUCAUGUCGAACGAGGCGAAGAACAUGAAGCAGGUGUUCCACAAGGCGGUGAAGAAGAUCUCUCACGUGCGCGUCGUCACUCAGCUGUACGCGCCCGACGAAGACGGC
Salarias fasciatus (jewelled blenny) is the source of this 3416-nucleotide messenger RNA. It is a transcript of the gene gc2, whose product is annotated as guanylyl cyclase 2. Gene Ontology annotation, cellular component: plasma membrane. The transcript is spliced from 24 exons. Lineage: Eukaryota; Metazoa; Chordata; Actinopteri; Blenniiformes; Blenniidae. Gene Ontology annotation, molecular function: adenylate cyclase activity; protein kinase activity; peptide receptor activity. The record is from RefSeq and is a predicted model, not a curated record. Gene Ontology annotation, biological process: cGMP biosynthetic process; protein phosphorylation; intracellular signal transduction. Bases 1 to 3294 code for a protein of 1097 amino acids.